AUGUCGGACCAACAGACUAGGCGAAUGCAAGUCAAGGUGUUGUACUCGUUCAACAACAACGCCACCAUCUUCUUGUCGAGAUCCAAGAACCAGUACGCCGUCAAAAUCGCCCACAUCCCCAUGGCCAACGAAGAGCUGGAACUUACUUUGGGGGCGUUCGACCUCAAGAGCUGUGUCCAGCAGAUCGUUCGAAGCUCACCCGAGAACUUCAAGUUGCAUGCUGAAGACUACGUCGUCUACUACAAAGACACCACCGAGCAGCCCGACGAGCCGUUCGUGGCCAACGGCGAGAUGUCCGCGUUGUUGGCGUCGUCCAAGCCCCACCUCGUCCCAGGAAGAGUGUGCCAGAACGUGUCUGCCAGCUUCUUGUUUGGCGACAAGUCCAACGCUUCGUCGUUGACGCUCGAAAUCAGGUUGAAGCUCCACACCAUCGACCGUUCCGACUCUGCUCCGCCACCGCUGGCGCUCCAAAACCACCAAAAUCUCCAAAACCACCAAAACCACCAAAACCACCAGAGGCCGCGUCCCGUCCACCCGCUGCCUGCACCCUCUGCAUCGUCGCUGGCUGCCGUCAAGGCCACCAGGACUAAAUCGUUGCCCAUUUUCAACAACAUUCCCAGCCAGACCAUGUUCAACAUCAUGAACCACGACAAGCUCAACUUGGCGUCCAAAUACGACGCCAAGAGCGUUCAGGACCGGUUCAAGCUGGCCCCGUUCCUCCAGGCCAAAAUCAUCGACAAGCCUGUCAAGAAGCAUAGACGGUAUGCCGAGCCCCAGAGGGCCAUGCGCACCCGUUCCAUGGUCAACCAGACCCCAACCAUGAUCUCGUCACCCAUUAACGAGGAGCCCAUGUCAGACAGCACCGACGACACCGAGUACCGCGAGAACCAGGAAAUUCCCGAGGACGACGAGGAAGAGGAUGGCGAUUUCGACGAGCUUUCCCCCUACACCCCACAACAGCCUCCCUACGACAACCACCACGGUCCGGCACCUACAACCGUCACCUCCAUCACCACCAACAAGACACACGACACCUUCCAGUCUUUACCCGACUUGGAGGACUUGGAUAGCAAAAAAUGCCACACCAUCCCUCACACCAAGCUCCCCAAAAAUCACGGGUUGGUCUGCGUUAAUAGCAACUGUGGUACCACCUCCUCGAUUGCAUGGAGAUACUUUGAAACUGGUUUUCAUCCUAACUACUUUGCUAUCCACAGGGCCACUGAGUUCGACAAAAAGCAUUAUGAAGGAAUGUACGGGCCGUUGUGUAACGCUUGUCAUUUGUUUCUUAGAAACAAAGGGUUUCACAGACCCGAGAACGUGGUAAAGAAAUACUUACAGCAGCAAAGAUACAAGAGAGAGUUGAAAAAUAGAGAAGAAAAGUCAAGCCAGUAUGCAUCUUCUCCAGUCCCUCCACUGGUAGGAAAAUUUGCCACUCCUUCGCAUACACGAUCUGCUAUAAAUCAGGUCAUUCAAAAUAACCAUCAGAGCAACCAGCUGGCCAACAAUGAGUCAUACUCUAAGAAAACUCCUAACUACAAUGAUCCCACUGAAUUCUUGAACCAACUAAAUAAUUUCGGGGGUCCAUUGACAGAUAUUGACCCAUUGCCACAAGACCAGAACGGUGUUACUCCCCCCAUGAUGGCCACCAAGUCCAACACUAGAGUCAUCAACCUCUAUGACGAUGGAGAGGAUAAAGAAAACUGUCCUCCAUCGGAAGAAGAGGGUUCUCAUGAUAAUGAAAUGGCUAGUUUUGAGAACAUGAUUCGCAAAUCGUUCACUCAAGGCAGUAGCAAGUCUAGUCCCGUUGGUAAUGAGUGGAUCAGCACUCUCUUCACAGAACCAACUCCAAAGGACCAGAUCACUCCCAGAGACACCAAAACACCCAAUGAAGAUGGCGAAAAUGAAAGCAAGCUCUUACAUCCAAAUAUGCCAGAUAUGAAGACUUUCACCAAUAAAAAAUCUGCCGAAGGAAACCGCUUGAACAACAAGAAGGCUGCCGUGGUCAAUAUGCCGUCAUCUCCAUUCUUAACAGGUGCCCAGCACUCGGAUGAAUUGGAAAAUUUCUUGAACACUGACUCCAACGAGUAUGUUGAGAUCGACGAUGAAAUCCACGACCUUGUUUCUAGCCACCAAUUUGCAUUCACUAACAACUCAUCACCCAAAGUCGCUUCCAGAAACGACACUACCAACCUGGUAAUGUCAUGGAACACCACUCAUAACUCCAAACGUAACAAUGACUUGGGCAGUGGGUCCACUCCAAACACAGAUUUGUUUUCCACUGAUGAUAUGGAGAACUCCAACGAUAAAACCCAAAUGAAGUUUAGUUUGGACGAAAUGAUGGGACAAGAGACUUCUUAA
Messenger RNA from Suhomyces tanzawaensis NRRL Y-17324, 2358 nucleotides. RefSeq lists its product as uncharacterized. Gene Ontology annotation, biological process: silent mating-type cassette heterochromatin formation; regulation of transcription by RNA polymerase II; rDNA heterochromatin formation. NCBI's taxonomy places the organism in Eukaryota, Fungi, Ascomycota, Pichiomycetes, Serinales, Debaryomycetaceae. The coding region runs from base 1 to 2358 and encodes 785 amino acids. The record is from RefSeq and is a predicted model, not a curated record. Gene Ontology annotation, molecular function: zinc ion binding; sequence-specific DNA binding. The transcript is spliced from 3 exons.